Messenger RNA from Crotalus tigris (Tiger rattlesnake), 5925 nucleotides. Its product is annotated as voltage-dependent T-type calcium channel subunit alpha-1G-like. Bases 112 to 1455 code for a protein of 447 amino acids. The record is from RefSeq and is a predicted model, not a curated record. The transcript has 4 exons. NCBI's taxonomy places the organism in Eukaryota, Metazoa, Chordata, Lepidosauria, Squamata, Viperidae.
UUUAAAGCAUAAUGAUUGUGGUAAUAGCUUUCUUUUUUCUCAAAGACUUUAUAUGUGUCCUGGUUUCUUAUGUUUGAUCAUCUCUCCCUUGUUUAGAUCCCUCUAGCUGAGAUGGAGGCUUUGUCUCUGACGUCAGAUAUUCUCUCUGAAAAUUCCUGGUCCUUAGCUCUGACGGAUGACUCUUUACCUGAUGAUAAUAACACACUCUUACUUAAUGCCCUGGAGAGCAAUACUGAUAUUCCUUCCAUUAAUGAUGACCCCCUGAUUCUCUCAUCAAAUCAGGAUCUGCUGAGAGUAGGGAAGACUUCUGUGGGCCGCACCCAUUCUCUGCCAAAUGACAGCUAUAUGUUUCAGGCUCCAGAUACUGGCCCCCAUGAUACUUCCUCGGGAGAAAAAAACUCAACUCAUCAAAAAUCUCAGUCAGGGUCAGCUACGUCGGUGCAGUCUCAGCCUGCGAGUAUUGAUGCUGCUCUACACAUUGCCAGAAAUCGAUUCCACCCUCUCAAGCCCCAAUACAAUCUUGACUGGGAAAGCAAACCCAAAGUUGCUCCACCUGCACGUUCUCCAUGUGCAGAACGGCUACUUCGUAGACAGAUGGCAAUACAGAAUGACUCCUCGGAUACUCCUAGUUCAGAAAGCAGAGAGAACCUCCACACUGAGGUGAGUGAGCUCUCUGAUUCCAAUUUGUCAGCCCCAUCAACCGAGGACCUUUCUAUCACUUUGACAUCCUCGGGAGCAAGAGAGCCUGCCAGCUGGGUCCGAUCAAGUGUUCACACUCAGCAACAUUCCCAUAAUCAAUAUAACAUCUCCAAGCAUGUUCCAGAUUUGUGUGCCUGUACAGACUCUCUUCAAGAACUACCUGGGGAUCCAAUGGACCAAGAAGUAUCAGAAAUAAACAGCUGUUUUACUUCUGGAACUUGUUCAGCCAUGAGUGCCUCAUCAGUGGUCCAGCCUGAGACCCCUAAGAGAAAUGUAGGCAACAGUGGCAAUGUUCCUUUGAAGGACCUGAAGAAAUGCUACAGUGUAGAUACACAAGGUCUUCUUAAAAAACCAUCAUCGUGGUUAGACGAUCAAAGGAGACAUUCCAUAGAAAUUUGUUCCAUGGAAAACAGCCCCCAGCAUCAUUCCACAUCUAGUUCUUCUGGCUUCAUCAGUCAGGUCUUCAGUGAAAUGGAAGGCUUGCAAGGGACACGGCCAAAGAAAAAAAUGAGUCCCCCGUGUAUAUCCAUAGACCCUCCUGAGGAACAGAGGUUGCUACUAAGGAGGUCUUGCACUGCGUCCCCUUCCAGUGCAGAUGUUUGCUUGAGAAGACGUGCUCCAUCUUGGGACUCGAAGGAUUCUGUGGAUGCAGGGGACUCCACCCUCCCAGACAGUCUGUCAGUAACUCCAACUCCAAAGAAAGACUUGUUGACGCUCCCUAGUUUUUCCUUUGAUCAACCAGAUGUUGACCCUUGAAAUGGUUUCUUUUCUGUUACUGGUGCCAAAAGUUUUUUUUUCCCCUCCCUCGUGUAAUAAAUUAAACCUCUCUAUUCUAAAAUGGCACUGAUUUUUUUAAAUAUCCAAAGUUUAAAAAAGAGCUUGCCGGUAGAAGAAUGGUUAAGCUAUAUCACGCUUACUUAAGCAUAAGUUCUGCUUGGGUAAAAGCAAUACAUUGUUCAGAGUCUAUAUGUAUAGUCUAUUUUAUUAAAUUAAUUGAACCUAGUAUGGCAGUAUGUAGUACAUUUUGUGGCUUAAAAACUUGACUUAUUUUCUCUUGUUUUAUGUACCUCAGAAUAUUCCUGAGACUAUGUUGGUCUUUUUUAAAAAAAAAUAAUAAUGAAUAUUUUAACCUUUAAAAUUACGUAUUUAACCCUCCCUCUUUUUUCUUUAUUCUUUCUUUUGUUUUCUUUUGCAAAGCACAAGAUGUAGCCGUUAGUGCAUUACAGAGAACAUGUGCCCCAUAAUAGACCAUAAAUAAGAAUUGUUGCAAUUAUAAUGCAUUUCAUUUACUGAACCAGCCACUAUUUUCUGCAGAGAUUAGCCAUAUCUGUUUCCAAAUUGGAUUUUAUUACAGUGCAAAGCAAAAGGAAAUAUAGAAAUUAAACAAUGAACAGUCUAUAGACAGACAGAUUUGCAAAAAUGUCCAUUACACUGAGAAUUUAACUGCCUUCCACUAAUAUACAAACAUAUAUUUUGUUACGGCUUUCCAUAAUAAUCUUCAAAAUCUUAAGGAGCGGGAAUUCUUAGGAUGAGAAACAUUCUCUGGUCCCACUGCCCAAAUCUGGUAGGUUGAAACAGAAGGAAAAAAAAUGAUGCUUCAGCUAUUUCCUACCCCUAAAAGUCUUGUUUCACUCUCUCUUUCGGUGGAAGAAUCUAACCUGAGGGUCAAGAUCAGCUGCUUACAAAUCCAUCUCAGUUGGAACAUUUCACGCCCAUGUAUCCAAGGAGAGUGGACACUUGCUUACUUUUGAGCAACUUUGGUCCUUAACAUUUGUGUUUAUCUUUAUGCGGUGCAACCAUUGUGCUAUGGAAAAGCAUAUGCUCCUCUGAAACUCAGUCUCUGUAGUGGCAGAUAUACACUGUCUAACAACAGGAAUUACAUCCUUUGACUUGUGAUAUGUAGUAUAAAUGUGUACAUUCUGUUUGUUUCAAUGGCACCUGCAGCUAAGAGGAUCGGCAACAUACAUGUGAAAAUGAGUAAAUCAUAUGGAUGGAAAUCAAAUUUGCCACAGAUACAGCAGGUGAAGUUUCCUACUAUUUAUUCACAUCCCUGCAGAUAUGAGAUAUGUUAAAUAUGUCAGUCUACUGUUAAAGACACAAUAUAGAUCAAUAAAAUGGUAUGUGUAGCUUGAUUAAUAUGUAGCUCAACUGCUCUAAUUCCCAAUAGAGAGGCUGAGAAUACUGUUGUCAUUCAGUGUGUCCUAUUGGCGCCUCAUAAAGGAAUCUUCUAAGGUGCAUGCCAAGAAUAGCUUCACAUUCUGCAGUAGGAGAAUUAUGUGAAGGAACUUUAAGUUAACUUAACUUCUAAUCAAUCAACUGUAGAGCAGCCCAGAGUGAUUUCAUUAAUGGGCAAUUUAAUGAUCAGACACCUAGAAUGAUUACUUCUUCUCCUCUUCCUCCUCAUCGCCAUCUUCAUCAUCAUCAAACAAAUUGUAGAAAUUAAAUUAAAAAUUAAAGUUCUUUCCCCCUACAAGGGCAUCGUAUAGCCAAACAGGACUGGCAGUUACAAAAUUGGAUGUAUUUUUUUUUUACUUAAACUGAUGCUGAUUUGCAAUAUUGCAAUCCAUUCACACAUUCUUUUUCUACUGACCUUGCUUAAGAGAGAGAGAGAGAGAGACACCCCAACUGUAUUUUGAUAUCCAAAUAAUUAUCAAAGAAAAAUCCUAGAAAGGUUCAGUUUUUUUCUUUUUCCCACUUAAGAGAUUUAAGAGAGAGAGAGAUUGGGAGAUGGGUUCUGCUGUCUUUUUAACACUUAUAAAUCCACAUGCUAAUUUGAUGAGGAAUAACUUCCAAGCAAGUCAGUUCCAGUUGGCAUUAACCUCACUCGGCUUUAACCAUUAACCAUGCCAAGUCCUAGACAUUUUUCUCCAUUUUAGUGGAAUGCCAGGACUCAAUUUUCAGUGCCAGAGCUUAACCUUGGAAUAGAAGAAGAACAAAUAGAUUAAAAACACCCCAAGCAUUUCCUUUCCUCUAAUUCUAAAUAAGCAGCAGAAAUUCCCCAUUGGGGUAAGGCUUUUCAAGUCAAAAGCCUUUUUUUCUAGAGUGCUAUGAUCCACAGCAUUAUUUUCCAAGAAAUUAAGCAUUGGGGAUUUGACUUCCACAGAUGCCACCUUGGAAACAGCAUAUCUUGCACAAUAAUAGUAUGGUGUUUUGCAUUAAGUGCUUUUACAGCAUUUUUUAAAAAAAAUUCUGCCCUAAUAAAAAAGAUGAUUCCAAAAUGCUGCUUCUCUAUUUAUACAAAUAAUCCUUGACUUACAACCAAUCAUUUAAUGAUCGUUCGAAGUUAUGACAGUGCUGAAGAAGUGGCUUACUAUUGGUCCUCUCAUUUAUGAUCCUUGCAGUGUCCCCACAAAAUCUGGACAUUUAGCAACCGGCAUGCAUUUGUGACAGUUACAGCACCCCAGGAGCACGUGAUGCUGCCAUUUGAAUCUUCCCAGCGGGCUUCUAACAGGCAAAAACAAUGGGGAGAGCUGAAGUUGUUUAAUGUCCAGAGCAAAAAGUUUGUAAAAUCUGGUGCAACUUGCUUAAUGACUGCCUCAUUUAGCAAUGGAAAUUCUGGUCCCAAAUUGGUCAAAGGUAGAGGACCUUCUGUAUAACCUAUAUAUCAGAUAAUGUGAGGCAGACUCAUUUCUCCAAACCUCCUCAAAAGCUUCUCAACUGAGUUACAAGCACACUUGGGCUUCACGUGUUAAAAAUUAACCUUUGCACUAGAAAGAAGCUCUUACUAGAAGAUCUAAUUAGAACUCUGUGAAUAUCUUACAUUCUUAAAGUCUCCAGCUAUCUAUUGUACUGAUCUAACUUGGCAAAUAUAAGAUGCAGCAGAAAGUUAGUUUUUGAAUAUAUCUUUGAUUUCUUAUGUCCAAGAAAAAGCAUGAUUCUUCAGAUAAAUCAGUAUUGUGCAUAUCCAAGGAUCCUCAAAUCUGUGCUGGCACCAUUUGGGGAGCCUUUUCAGAGUCCAAAUGUGAACUUAUCAGUAUUGAUGUGACCAAGUUGCUCUUUUCUAUGGAUCACAUUAUCUCUUUAUUCAUUCUUAAAAAGAAUAGUAGGAUAAAAUGACUUUGCUUUUCAAGCCUCAUGAAUGUUUGCUAAAAUUAUUGAUUUCAGCUUAAUCUGUCUGUUAAAUGUAUUUACCAUUGCAGUCUUAAUAAGUGCUUUAAACCCAGUUAGUAGAUAUUCGAGGUCAUGCACUCAUAUAGACCACAUUUUGUUAAAUAUAGAAACUAAAUCAAACAUAAAUAUUGACUGAAAACAAUCCCUAAUCAUAUAUUAAAACCCAGUUUGAAUUUGAGGGUAUAAUCUUAAACACUGAAAUAUGCUUCAUUAUGAUUAUAAAAUCAGCUCACAUUGGACACUUUCCUAAAAAUACAUUCCAAAUUAAUUUUGACAACUGGUAAUUGUUUAAAUCACUCUGAAAUAAAGGGGCAUUGUUUAUCAAAAUCUUCAUUUUUUUCAUGUAAUGCUCCAUACCAAUAGACUCUUACUACCCUGCUUGGGGAAAAUUAUAAAUAUACAAAUGCUGUCAUUAUUCCAGUCCAUUGAGCAGGAAAUGAAAUCUAACCAGGUCACCAACUAAAUUAGACUGCUCUUCUUGAACCUAUUAAUCAUUUUAAUAUAUAGGCAAUUAGUGCAAUUCUUACAAAAACCCUUGCAAUCUUCUCAUGUAAAAGGUAGGGAAAAGCACACUAUGAUGAUCAAAAUGAUUCCGGUCCUUUGUUUUUGGCUUAAUUACUUGGUCCCUAUACAUCAAAUGCAGAUAAUCAACCUCAUGUAUAGUGAAGGAAUUGUGUCCCUUUGUUUUGUCCUUCAUGUAACCAUGCUCCUCUGAACAUCCGAUCAUCCAUCCAUCAUGUUUAUCCCCGAGGUCUGUAUACCCACAGCAUCAAGUUUGGCUUUCCCAUACAUAUAUGGAACUUAGAUCAAUUUGACAUGCAAAGGCAAUAAAGUUAAUGAGACAGAGCAAUGCAGAAGCAUCAGAAUUAGGCAAUGUGAUCCUGGUCAGGUGUAAUGGGACAACUCACCACAAGCAACUUGCCGUGGCCAUCUCGCUGCAGGACAACUCACCGCAGGACAAUUCAACAAAUGCAAAAGAUAAAUUAAUUUGAACAGAAAUGUGGCCAAUAAUAAUAAAAUAAAGUAGAAAGAGUACAGAGAAGAGCAACAAAGAUCAUCAGGGGACUGGAGGCUAAAAUAUAUAAGGAACGGUUGCUGGAAUUGAGUAUGUCUAGU